AACUCCAUCCAACACAAAUACCAUCAGAACCAGAGAGCAAAUUCUGCCCUAAAUGUUGUAGUGUGUCCUUAUCUUUAGCCCAGGUAAAUCAAUUCACAGGCGAUAAACAUGAGGACAACAGACGGAAGUGACGCUGCAACAGGAGGCAGGAAGCUAACGACACAGGUGAAACACGUUAGCAGUAAUCAAAGGGGGGCGGGGGGUAUUGUUGUUCACAUCUACAAGUUGCACCCGACCAAGUGCCCAAGCUUUUUUGUUUUUUUUAACCGAAAGUGAUUCGUGCUGUUUGGACGGUACUUGACUGAUGAAAUGAAAGUUCAUAGCGUCACUGGAACGUCACUGGAAAAUGGUAGAGAACUGCUGCCGAGCACCAAACGCGACUCGCUACAGGUUACAGUUGAAUGUAGAUUUCACUUUAGGCCACUGGGGCUCGCCAUUGCGCUUGUAACCUGAGCUACGUGUCUGCCGGUUGAGCUCUGGCUGCAGCUUCUGUGUGUGACUCUGCUGGCAGAGUUCUCUGUUGAGGAGGGAGCCACUAACCAUCAGCUCCCACAGACCGAGCGCCAAGUGAAGCAGUCCCGUCCGCAGUCUGCCUCAGCACCUCAGCAGCCCCCAAUGCCCUUGGAUACUCCGCCUAGAUCAUUCCCACCCUGCUCAGACUGACUGACCCGAGUCACUGCAUCUCUGAAGGAGAUAAACUGCUGGACCUUAUACUCCUGCACCGCCGGUGCGCUGUACUGACUCCUCUGCGCUGCGAAUGGAGAAGAUCCAAGGAUAACAACAGAGGAGUUGCGGUGUUUUGCUGCCGCAGAAGACCUGCUGACCGGUAGCCUUAGUGCGUGGCCGAGGGUGGGGGUAAGGGCAAGGGUGGGAAGGUGGUUGUCUGUGGUGUCGCAUCCGUUGUUUUGAUCAGCUUAAUAAAACAAAAACGCCUUGCAUGGCUGCACCAUGGCUACGCUUAUAUGCAGGGUGCAGUUUUUAGAUGACACUGAUCCGUUUAACAGCACCAAUUUCCCAGAACCCACCAGGCCACCUCUGUUCACCUUCAGGGAAGAUAUUCCUCUCAUCAAUCAGAUUGCUGGAGUCCACAGACUGCUGAAAGCUCCUCACAAGCCUGAUGACUGUGCCCUUCAGUUGUCCCAUAAUGGAAGCUACCUGGACCUGGAGUCCACACUGGCGGAGCAGAGAGAUGAACUGGAAGGAUUUUCCGAAGAAGGAGGACGAGGCAAGAAACACAGCAUUAUUCUGCGAACCCAGCUGUCAGUCAGAGUUCACGCCUGCAUCGGUGAGUAGAAAACUGUGCUGUUGUCCACACUGUACAUUUGUGACGCCACGCUUACGGUCAAUCUGUCUUCUUUAAUGGCAUUGGAAGGACGUUCGUUACCUCUGUUUCCAGUGUAGUGUUUUAUUGAAGUUCUUGCUGCAGUAACACAGUGGCACCAUUGGGAAAUAUAAACUUAAUUUGGGUGAGGAUUUACUGCAUUUCAACAACACUGCAGAGAGCAGAGAGUGAAAACAUUACUGUUGUGUUCUGUCACUGUGUUUUAUUGGGCCUCCUGGUGUCUUUGUCUGACGAGGGAACAAGCACCAAGAGCUGACUGAAAACAUAUGUAAACAGGCAAGGUUGUUUUCUGUGCGUACACACACACAACGUGCUUAUCAGUUGGAUUUUGAUUAAAGGCUGUGUUUGAGUGUUUUCCUUCUCCACAUCUAAGAUAUCAUGAUAGGGUAGGUGUAAAUUAUUGGACAUCUCUGAUUGAUUGAUGGUCGGAGCUCAGGCUCUGAGACUUGUCACCGUCACUGUCAAUUUAAAACGUAAAAAAAAAGCCCACAUUCUCUCACGGACACAUGCUUCCUACUUUGCAGGAUUCAAAUCUAAAAAUAGCCCGAGGCCUGCAAAAACCAUCAGACUGGAACUGGUCAGAUUUGGUUUUAUUUCUCUUGUCAAGUGAAAGUCAAACGAGGUCCAAGGCUUUCACAUGAAGUCAAUGUGAUUUGAAGGCUGUCUGUGUUGUGGACUUCAUUUUAAUUUAUGUCGGCAAAUGCUAAUGCUAAUAUUGGUCAAAUUCUGUAUCAGGAUGUAAAAGAAACAUAGAGAAUAGAUGUGGAGUAACCAGAUUUGACGUAGCUAGCCUGGGUAAAUACACUUUAAUCUUUUCAACAACUUUUAUCUCAUGUUUUGUUAACUUCCAGGUACUCUAGGUAAUUAAUAAUGAUAUAUUUUACA
Cynoglossus semilaevis (tongue sole) is the source of this 2227-nucleotide messenger RNA. Its product is annotated as FH1/FH2 domain-containing protein 3-like. NCBI's taxonomy places the organism in Eukaryota, Metazoa, Chordata, Actinopteri, Pleuronectiformes, Cynoglossidae. The record is from RefSeq and is a predicted model, not a curated record. Gene Ontology annotation, biological process: sarcomere organization; cardiac myofibril assembly; cortical actin cytoskeleton organization. Gene Ontology annotation, cellular component: cytoskeleton; cytoplasm. The transcript has 3 exons. Bases 949 to 1293 code for a protein of 114 amino acids. Gene Ontology annotation, molecular function: actin filament binding.